This is a messenger RNA of Linum tenue, 1271 nucleotides long. Lineage: Eukaryota; Viridiplantae; Streptophyta; Magnoliopsida; Malpighiales; Linaceae. The record is from the annotation of a GenBank genome assembly.
CACUGCUGUCUGCAGACUGCACGCUCGCUCUCACCAUUUGAGCGCUCCCAUCUCGUCCCUCUCCCACCAUCAGCUAUAAUUCCCUUCAAUUACUCUCUCCCCUUGCUCUCCUCAUCUCUUCGAUCCAUGGCGGACCACGUCGGCCACCACGAUUCCCUGGUCGAUAAGAUCACCGAGAAGAUCCACGGCCACGACGGAUCCUCUUCCUCCUCCUCCUCCGAUUCCGACGAUGACAGCAAGCCUUCCAAGGUCGAUGCCGUCAAAUCCAAGAUUUACCGCCUCUUCGGCAGAGACAAGCCCGUCCACAAGGUCUUGGGCGGCGGCAAACCUGCUGAUGUUCUCCUGUGGAGGAACAAGAAGAUUUCAGGAGCAGUGCUUGGUGUUGCAACUGUGAUCUGGGUUCUGUUUGAAUUGCUUGAGUAUCAUCUCAUCACUCUAGUUUGCCAUUUGUCGAUACUCUCCCUGGCUAUCCUCUUCCUGUGGUCCAAUGCCUCUACCUUCAUUAACAAAUCACCGCCCCAAAUUCCCGAAGUUGUGAUCCCUGAGAAGUGCAUCCUCGAAGUUGCCUCUGCAUUGAGAAUCGAGUUCAACCGUGGGUGCACUGUUCUGCGCGAGAUUGCAUCGGGGAGAGAUCUCAAGAAGUUUGUGAUUGUGAUUGCUGGCUUGUGGUUUAUCUCCAUCAUCGGGGGUUGCUGCAACUUCUUGACCUUGUUCUACAUUGUGUUUGUGUUGCUACACACUCUACCCGUGCUGUACGAGAAAUAUGACGACAAGGUUGAUGCAUUUGCUGAGAAGGCGAUGAUCGAGCUGAAGAAACAGUAUGCAGUUUUCGAAGAGAAGGUGUUGAGUAAAAUUCCUAAAGGGCCAUUGAAGGAUAAGAAGAAGGUUUAGAGAUGAUUGACUAUGGUUCUUUUAAUUGAUUGUGUACUUUCAGGGUUCCCAUUUUUGAGUGGCUUAGUUCUGUUAUGGCCCAAGCUCUAGUGUUCGUUCUGACUUUCAUAUUCCGAGAAGUGUGUGUUAACUUUCCACCUUAUAUCCACUGCAUCGUAUGAAUGCUCCGAAGAAUUUAGAUGGAAUAUCGUAAUCCGUUAAAGAUACGGUGGUGAGCUCUAGAUUACGUUUUAUAGUGCAGAAAUAAAUUGAUAGCGUUUGCAUUAGAGAGAUUCAAUAGAAAGAUGAACAAUCACUGGUACUGAUAGUUUUGUGACAGUAUAUUCUUGCUUUGUAGUAAAGUACUAGCAUUAAAAAGUUUUAUUAUUUCUCCUUUAGCC